AUGUCUCAAGAUCAUAGAAAACUUGACUCUAAUCUAAUAUGUGACAGUAUCAAGUCUCUAAUCAACAGUGAUGCCUCACUAAAAGUGAAACACAUCAUCGCUCAUAUUCGGGAGACAUUCAACUGCGCAAUCUCUUACAAAAAGGCAUGGAUUUCAAAGAAUAAGGCUAUCGCUGCUAUUUAUGGAAACUGGGAGACUUCAUACAACGACAUGCCGCAAUGGUUGUUGGUCAUGAAAACAUUUCUACCAGGUACUAUAAUAGAACUCGAGACCCUUCCUGUAUUUUCAAACGAAGGGACACAAAUUAGUGGUGCUAGAGUUUUUCACCGUCUUUUUUGGGCUUUCCAACCAUGCAUCAAGGGUUUUGCGUUCUACAAACCGGUGGUUCAAGUAGAUGGCACAUGGUUAUAUAGAAAAUACAGGGGAACUUUGUUAAUGGCUAUGGCACAAGACGGAAAUAGGAACAUAUUUCCAAUAGCUUUUGCAUUGGUAAAGGGUGAAACUGGAGAAGCAUGGAGUUUUUUCUUGAGAAAUCUUAGAAUGCAUGUUACACCACAACCCAACCUAUGUUUGAUAUCAGAUCGACAUGAGUCAAUAAAGAGUGCCUAUAAUAACCCGGAUAAUGGUUGGCAACACCCUCCCUCAUCACACGUCUAUUGCAUCAGACAUAUAGCGCAAAAUUUUAUGAAGGAAUUCAGAGACAAGGAACUUCGAAAAAAAGUUGUUAACAUGGGGGAGGGAGAGAUGCGUAAAGUUAACAUAGCAACGUUACAAUGGGUAGAAAAUAUUCCAAGAGAAAAAUGGACGAGAUCAUUUGAUGGAGGGAAACGAUGGGGUCAUAUGACUACCAACCUUGCUGAAUCAAUGAACUCAGUUUUAAAAGCCACACACAAUCUACCUAUUUCUGCUUUGGUAAAAUCAACAUAUUAUCGAUUGGACACACUGUUUGGGAAAAUAGGACACGACUGGACUAAAAUGUUGGGUUCUGGACGACUAUUCACUGACAACUGCAUGAAGGGAAUUAAGGAGGAGGUAAUCAAAUCAAAUAGCCACACGGUUAUGCAAUUUGAUCGUCAAAGGUCUACGAGGAGAGUUUCCUCGGGAUCCGGACCGAAACAACUUGGCCGUAAUAUGAAGGUGACACGCUUUGCCACAACGAUAACAUGCGGAGAAAAAAGAAAGGUCGCCCAAACAGUUUCCGGAUUAGAACUGAAAUGGACAACGUUGAAAAAGAAAAAAAGAGGUGUGGUAUUUGUCGAGAAAUCAGACAUAUGCGCAGAAAAUCGUCGUUAUAUUUCGUGUAUUUUCUUUUUCAAUAACAAUUUUUAUUUAGAGUGUAACAUUUUCGUCUACAACACAUGA
Messenger RNA from Lathyrus oleraceus (garden pea), 1362 nucleotides. RefSeq lists its product as uncharacterized. NCBI's taxonomy places the organism in Eukaryota, Viridiplantae, Streptophyta, Magnoliopsida, Fabales, Fabaceae. The transcript has 3 exons. The coding region runs from base 1 to 1362 and encodes 453 amino acids. The record is from RefSeq and is a predicted model, not a curated record.